Molecule: messenger RNA, 1894 nt
Organism: Cuculus canorus (common cuckoo)
Lineage: Eukaryota; Metazoa; Chordata; Aves; Cuculiformes; Cuculidae
Gene: HDHD2
Product: haloacid dehalogenase like hydrolase domain containing 2
Exons: 7
Coding region: 117-896 (259 amino acids)
Biological process (GO): dephosphorylation
Molecular function (GO): phosphatase activity
Source: RefSeq, a predicted model, not a curated record
AGGUGUGCCAGCCCUCACAUCAUCUUUGUAGCCUCCUCUGGACCCGUUCCAACAGCUCCAUAUGCUUCUUACGUUGUGGAUUCCAGAACUGGACACAGGACUUCAGGGAAGGAAGGAUGGCAGCUCGGCGUGCGCUGAAAGCUGUCUUGGUGGAUCUCAGCGGCACACUUCAUGUUGAAGACUCGGCUGUGCCAGGCGCGCAAGAAGCUCUUAAAAGGCUGCGCAACGCUCCGGUUACCAUUCGAUUUGUGACGAACACGACGAAGGAGUGCAAGAGAGACCUGCUGGAGAGGCUGACGAAGCUAGGAUUUGAGAUUGCGGAAAGUGAGAUCUUCACAUCUCUGACAGCAGCCAGAAAUCUUGUGGAGCAGAAGCAGGUGCGGCCUCUCCUCCUACUGGACAACAGGGCCCUGCCUGAUUUCACAGGGAUAGCCACUGACAACCCCAAUGCCGUGGUGGUGGGACUGGCUCCUGAGAGCUUUCACUACGAGAUGAUGAACAGGGCAUUUCGAUUGAUUUUGGAUGGUGCUCCUCUUAUAGCUAUACAUAAAGCCAGAUAUUUCAAGAAAAAAGAUGGCUUGGCUCUGGGACCUGGACCCUUUGUGGCUGGACUGGAAUACGCGACAGACACCAAAGCAACCGUGGUGGGGAAGCCAGAGAAAACCUUCUUCCUCGAAGCUCUGCGGGGGACUGGCUGUGCCCCAGAGGAGGCCGUCAUGAUCGGGGAUGACUGCAGGGAUGAUGUUGGUGGUGCCCAGAACGCGGGCAUGCGUGGGAUUUUGGUACGGACUGGUAAAUAUCGACCAGCAGAUGAAGACAAAAUCAAUCCAGCUCCUUACUUGACCUGUGAGAGUUUUCCGGAGGCAGUAGAACACAUCCUAGCGCAUCUGCUCUGAGAAAGGGAACACUUAGUUUGAAGAAACGUCUGUGUCGCAUCAUCUCCUUCACUCUUGCUUCAGAAAUUCCGGUCACAGGAUCACUGCAUGCACUGAGUCAGAAACCAGCCAUGAGCUCCUUCCACUCGAGUUCUGAAAGGGCCGAGGAGCAGAGCGGGCUCCAGCACAGGCUCGGAAAAGCCCGUCUCCCACAGCAGUUUCACAAGGAUGUGAUGAGGGAUCACAGACACCCAGCGGGUGAGACAGAAAGGCUGCAGCCAGCAGAGCAGUUUUCCCGAAUGAGAAGGGGAGCAUGGCAGAGAGUUCCAUUUAUUUUCAGUUCUCAGAAAGCAAGCCUGCCUGGAAUGCGUCACCUUCUGCUACCGGAUAAGCUAAACUGGAAAACACACUGGAAAUACUCAAGUAGGUGGAACGUCUGUGAAGCUGCAGUCAACCGGCUGUGUUUCUGCUCUGCUCUAAUUUAUGGGUAGAGAUUGUGCGUGUUUAGAAGUGGCUUUUAAAUUAAAGUAUCACCACUGUUUAAUAAUGACUACUGUUGGUAUCUUCCGUUAGAACAGAUCCUGGGUUUUGUUUUUCAAAAUUUACAUAAAAUUAAAACUGUCAGCUUUUUUACAGAUGUUUUAAUUAGAUGCUGUUAUUAAAAAGAAUGGUACCGAAACAAAAAACCUGGUAUUAAAUGCCUUAGAGUCUGCGAAUCUUUGAAAUUAGACAUCAGCAGGGUCCUAUUAAUGCUACGGCUGCAAAAUUUCACUACUGUUGUGGGUUGGUUUUUUGUUUGUUUCUUUUUAACGUUAUGGGAAAAAUCCUUCACGAGCCACAGGGACAAAUUCCAGUUUUACACAGGUGGUUGGCAGAGCUGUAAAAUGAAAUUUAGUUGUGGCGCAGGCAGUGCUUUUUUCCUACGUGCUAAAUCCCCCAAUAUGAACCCACUUUGUAAUGAUGUUAAAUAGCUUUUCUGGUCCAUUUGCGAACUGUAAUAAUCCAAGUCCUUUACAGUU